Molecule: messenger RNA, 297 nt
Organism: Miscanthus lutarioriparius
Lineage: Eukaryota; Viridiplantae; Streptophyta; Magnoliopsida; Poales; Poaceae
Source: the annotation of a GenBank genome assembly
AUGACCUCGCGGGGGCCGGGGGUCGACCCCGGCGUGUGGUGCGCGCUGGAGAAGCUCAGGAACGCCGCCGCGCUCGCCACCCACGUGCACGACGGCGUGGAGCGCGCCCGCGGCCACCUGUGCGCUACCGAGCUCCUGGGGUUCCUGGACGAGGCCAGCGACGGUGGCGGCGACAGCAACACCGCGCUGUGGGAGCAGAGCCCGUGCUUCUGCGAGCAGUUCAGCGGUGCCAUGGCGCUCGCCGAAGCGCUGCCGAAGGCGAUGGACCUCGCCACGGAGACCGACGACGUCAAGUGA